AAUAUUGCAGUUUUUUAGAUUCCACAGUUACUAGAUCAAUCACUAAUGACAUUAAGAUGCGUUAUACUGCUCCAUGGAAAACUUGGUCAGAAAUACCUUUAAAGACAAAAGACGAGCUCUUCGGACUUUUUCGGAGUCGAUAUGCAUGGGAUGAGAGUGAAGAAGGUAUGGUUCGAAUUGCUUGGGAAAAGGUAGGUAAAGAAAGACUGCGAGACAUUCUUAAUAGAGUUAGGAGCGAAUUAUUGCGCAAGAACAAGAAGACAGAUGUUGCUUAUCUAUACAAUUUAGGACCAGAUUGGAUGGAGGCAGAGAUAUGGAAUGAACUUGUUGCAUAUUGGAGUACACCAGAGUGGAGAAAGAAAUCAGAAGCUGGUAAAGCAAAUAGAAACGUAGAAAAAGAUGGGACUAUUACGAAACACUCUGGUGGUUCAAUAAAAUUGGAGGUUCAUGAGAAUAGAUUGGUAUAACUCUUUUAUUUCUUACUUUUAUUUAUACAAUUCUAUUUUUAUAUAUAUGGUUAGAAAUUAUUCGUGCAUCUUGUGUUGUGUGAUUAUUUCUUUUU
Messenger RNA from Manihot esculenta (cassava), 562 nucleotides. RefSeq lists its product as uncharacterized. Bases 57 to 467 code for a protein of 136 amino acids. The transcript is spliced from 2 exons. NCBI's taxonomy places the organism in Eukaryota, Viridiplantae, Streptophyta, Magnoliopsida, Malpighiales, Euphorbiaceae. The record is from RefSeq and is a predicted model, not a curated record.